CCUCCACACAGGACCUCGUUUAUUUAUUUUUAUUUUGAUAGCUGCCGAUUAAACUGAAAGUUACAACAUUGACAUGAUUAUUAUGAGUAGUUUUUACAGAGAAGUCGAUCAGAAGCGCAGUGAAAAUGGUCAGAUCCGCCCACCGGAUCCACUUCUCUGGCUGCAAUACGCGCUCCCGACACAGGGGGAACAGAUUUUCACAGGGGAACAGAAUUUCUCACAAGAACUCAUCCCACAAAAACCCAAGAAGAAGAAUAAGCUGACGUCAUCAUUUUCGACAUUUACAUUCCGGUGAUUGUACUACAGAGGUCAUUCAGAUGAAAACAGUUAGGCUUCUUAAACUGAAAGUCCUUCCAAAGGACGAGAAGCCAAGGCGGAUGACUCCAUCAGUUUUUAAGCAAGAAAUGAUGCAGUCCUCAGAGGAGCGCCUGGAUAACAUCACAGAGAUCCAUCUGCCCCUCAGGCUCGAGACUCCAGAAGGCAACACCACUCAUUGCAUGCUGUCCCCAGUAAAACCGGACCAUCCGAUUUUCCAGCCUUACCCAUCAGAGCUGGUCUUCCAGAACUUUAUUCCCUUACAAACCUACAGUUUGCCUCUGCUGCUUCUCAACAAUGACCAGGUUGCACACCCUGUGAAGUUGGACCAGGAUAUUUCAGAACAGUUUUACGUGGCUGGUCCAGAGACUGGGAGAAGCAAAAUAGCACCAGGAAUGAGUGCCAGUUUUAUGGUAUUCUUCACUCCACAGGAGAGCAAGGAUUACAGCCACAGACUGAUUUGUGUUUCUCCAAGAGAAUGUUUUGAGAUUCCAAUUCGUGCCAUUGGGCCCCGCGCCAUACUUGACUUUAAAGAUGAGAUUCAUUUACCUACUUGUCUAGUGAAAGCAUCCACAGAGAAAACUCACUUUGUUUGCAACAUAGGCAACUGUAAGGCCAAUUUCAAGAUGCACACAAAAAGUCCUUUCUCAGUGACGCCCUCUACUGAUAUUCUCGAUGUUGGGGAAGGCAUCCAGGUGACUGUGAUUUUCCAGCCCAUGAAAGUUGGACAGUUCCAGGAAGACCUCAUCCUGCAGUAUGACACUGGUGAAGAUGUCCACAUCAGUUUGUUUGGGACUUCGGAGGAACUGAACAUCUGUCUUCAACCUGAGCCUGUAAAUCUGAAGAAGACUUAUAUCUCCCUGACCAGUUCUCAGACAGUUUCACUCACCAACUGCAGUGACAUUCCUCUUAAGUACCAUUGGACAGUGUUGCCAAGUCAGGCAGAAGAUGACCUGUCCUUUUUCAGGGAGAACUCUGUGCUUCAGCAGUUGGAGGAGAAAAGGGAGGGAAAUAUGUGUCGACCUAGUCGGUGCGAGUCUGACCCCAAAGCGAUCCAUCACCCCCUGCUGCUGUCCCAAAGCCUGCAGGAGAGCAAUAGCCAAGCUGCAGAGGACUGCCCUCCUACACUUUCACUCAGCGGCAUAACAUUGGAGCCGGUGAGGGGAGAGCUCUGGCCUAACACUACAGCAAACUUUCUCAUCGUCUUCAAGCCAGAGGAGGCAAAAGUUUACCAACACACCGUUUAUUGUAAUGUCACAGGCAAGGAAUCAUCAUUACCCCUUCGGAUCAAAGGUGAAGGGCUUGGACCAAAACUCGAGCUCAACUAUAACCUGAUGGACAUAAGAAAUGUGUUUAUAGGUGACAAAGAUCAUUAUGAGCUGCAGAUGACAAACAAGGGACUGAUUGAUGCCCCUUUCAAGUUUUCUCACCCUAAGACCACAUUUGGCCUGUGUUUUUCCAUCCGGCCCCAGGAAGGUGUCAUUCCCCCUGGGAUCUGCCAGGCUGUAGAAAUCAGUUUUCACAGUCGGACCUUGGGAAGCUUUUCUGAGGAUUUGCUGUUAAUUGUCACAGGACAGCCGCAAACUCAAAUCCUAACUUUCAGGGGUUGUGUAAUUGGCCCCACUUUCCACUUUGAUGUGUAUGAACUAAAUUUCGGCGACGUAGCUUUUGGUUUUCCAGCAACACAGACAUGUACCCUUUUCAACACAUCAUUUGUUCCAAUGACUUUUGCUUUACAUGUCAUGGGGGACGGGUUAGGACCUCGUAGCAUUACCAGUACCCAACAGGUGUCUGAUUUGUCCCCAAAGAGUUGGCAAGGAUAUCCAACUUGGGACCGUUUUCUUCGACCAGUGGAGUUUACUGUCAGUCCAACAACUGGCACUGUGGAUGCCAUGUCUGAUGUCAGCAUCAAGGUUACCCUGUGCUCGAACACAGUGAAGAAAUAUGAACUGGCGCUAGCAAUAGAUGUUGAAGGUGUCGGAGAGGAAAUCACGAUUCUGCCUCUCAAUGCCAGGUGUGUUGUGCCUGGGAUUGAGUUUGAACCUGCCAUUUUGGACUUCCAAAGAUGUUACCUGGGUCUUCCCUAUGAAAUGAAUUUGCAGCUGAUCAACUCCAGCAAUCUUCCUGCUUGUUAUGGUGUGCUAGAUCAG
Molecule: messenger RNA, 2465 nt
Organism: Poecilia latipinna (sailfin molly)
Lineage: Eukaryota; Metazoa; Chordata; Actinopteri; Cyprinodontiformes; Poeciliidae
Product: HYDIN axonemal central pair apparatus protein
Exons: 16
Biological process (GO): cilium movement; axonemal central apparatus assembly
Cellular component (GO): axoneme
Source: RefSeq, a predicted model, not a curated record